CGCCUCCUGGGGGGGUCGGGGGGGGGGAGGGGACUCAGCCCCCACUUGUUAGACCGCACGGGUGGGGCGUGGGGGGCCGGUCCCUGCCCCUCGCUCUCCCGCCCUGCCUUUGUCCUGGGGGCUGGGUCCCCCCCCACCCCAUGCCAGUCCGAGCCCCCCAUGGUGCUUCCCCGUCUCCUUGCCCCCAGCCUGCCACCGAGUGUGGAGCUGGUGGGGUGGGAGUGCGGUGCGGGGAUGCACGCCCACCCCGCCAGCCCCAGGACCCCCCCGCCCCGCUCUGCCCUCUUCGCGGCCCGAUGCCCACUGACCCGUCCCGUUGCCGUGUGCCCGCUCUGCAGGCAGCCCCUGAGCUGACACCAUGAUCUCCCCGAAGGAGAAGUCCAAGGCUCCCAAGGACAGCAUGACCCUCCUGCCCUGCUUCUACUUUGUGGAGCUCCCCAUCGUGGCCUCCUCCAUCGUGACCCUGUACUUCCUGGAGCUGACGGACCUCUUCAAGCCGGCCAAGGUGGGCUUCCAGUGCUACGACCGGGCCCUCUCCAUGCCCUACGUGGAGACCAAUGAGGAGAUGAUCCCUCUGCUCAUGCUGCUCAGCUUGGCGUUCGCGGCGCCGGCCGCCUCGAUCAUGGUCGGCGAGGGCAUCGUGUACUGCCUGCAGUCCAAGCUGAAGGGGCGCGGCGGGGCCGAGGGCAGCAUCAACGCUGGCGGCUGCAACUUCAACUCCUUCCUGCGCAGGACGGUCAGGUUUGUGGGCGUGCACGUGUUUGGCCUCUGCGCCACAGCCCUGGUGACCGACGUGAUCCAGCUGGCCACGGGCUACCACGCUCCCUUCUUCCUCACCGUCUGCAAGCCCAACUACACGCUGCUGGGCAUCUCCUGCGACUCCAACCCCUACAUCACCCAGGACAUCUGCUCGGGCCCCGACCAGCAUGCCAUCCUCUCUGCCAGGAAGACUUUCCCGUCUCAGCAUGCAACGCUCUCGGCCUUCGCCGCCGUCUACGUGUCGAUGUACUUCAACUCCAUCAUCUCGGACAGCACCAAGCUCCUGAAGCCCAUCCUGGUCUUUGCCUUCGCCAUUGCUGCUGGCGUCUGCGGCCUCACCCAGAUCACCCAGUACCGCAGCCACCCCAUCGACGUCUACGUGGGCUUCCUCAUCGGCUCUGGCAUUGCUGCCUACCUGGCCUAUCACGCUGUGGGCAACUUCCGCGCGCCCACGGAGAAGGCCCCGGCUCAGGUGCCGGCCAAGGACGCGCUACGGGCGCUGACGCAGCGGGGCCACGACUCGGUGUACCACCAGAACAAGUCGGUGAGCACGGACGAGCUCAACCCCCAGACCCGGCUGGACGAGGUGAACCGCCAGGUCCAGCGGGAGAAGAACUCCCUGGGCAGCCUGAAGCGGGCCAGCGUGGACGUGGACCUGCUGGCCCCCCGCAGCCCCAUGGGCAAGGAGAACAUGGUGACGUUCAGCAACACGCUGCCCCGCGUCAACACGCCCUCGCUGGACGACCCGGCGCGGCGCCACAUGACCAUCCACGUCCCCGUGGACGCCUCCCGCUCCAAGCAGCUCAUCACCGAGUGGAAGCAGAAGUCGCUGGAGGGCCGCAGCAUGACGCUGGCGGAGGAGGCCGGGAGGGCGGCCGCCGAGGCCACGGGCGGGGAGGACGACGACCACAUCCCGCCCUCGCUCUACCCCACGGUGCAGGCGCGCACGGCUGAGCGGGCCGCGAUGGGGCCGCGGGUCCUCAUCCAGCCCCGGCCGGGCGCCUCGCAGCUGGUGCACAUCCCCGAGGAGAGCCAGGGCAACGUCAACCUGUCGCCCAACAGCAGCUCGGCCGUGAGGGCCAAGUGGAUGAUGAUGGCGGAGAAGGGGGCGUCCCAGCGUGUGGCCAACCCGCCCCGCCUCAUGCAGGUCAUCGCCAUGUCCAAGCAGCAGGGCCUGGUGACGGUGACGCCCAAGCACUCGGAGACGUCCUCGUCUUCCACCAGCUCCGACUCCUCCCAGUACCGCUCCCCGUCGGAGCGGGACAGCUCCAGCAUCGUCACCAUCGACGCCCACGCCCCGCAUCACCCCGUCGUCCACCUCUCCUCCGGCAACGGGCCCUGGGAGUGGAAGGCGGCUUCCAAAGGAGCGGACGGGCCGGACGCCUACGAGCUGAACGAGAUGGGCAAGGAUUACCGCGGCUUCCGGCCCACCAAGAGCGCCGGCGUGUCCCCGGGCUCCUCCGUCAGCGACAUCGAGCAGGACGAGCCGCGCUACGGCAGCGUGGCCACCAUCAACGUGGCGGUGGGCGGCGGCGAGGAGAGCCUGCUGGGCACGGCCAGCCGGGAGUCCACGUUGCGGAGGAAGCCGGCCAGCCUGGCGGGCGGAGAGAAGGACGGGCAGGCGGACAGCGAGACGGACAACUACUACAAGAAGAUCCAAGCCAACCGGAGGUUUAAGGAGUAACCCUCCGUCCCGGCCCCCAGCCUCCCCUCCCGCCUGCCCCAGCCGCAGAGAGCGGGGAGCUUUGUAAAUACCUGCUUCCUUGGGGGUCUCGUCAUCACGCGGCCCGAGAUGCCCGUGGAGGGGCGUGGAGCAGCAUUGCGGGGCUGGGAGAGAACUGCACAUUGGUGGGAGAACGGCUCGGGGGACGGGGCUGCCCCAGGGACCCUGCCCCAAACAGCGUCCCCCUUGGGGGCUCAACUCCCCAGGGACGAGGUUAAUUUAUCCUGACUUGGCGACUGUGCCUGCGUGCGGAGAAGGGCAACGGCGAUGCCCGGAGGGCGUGCCCCCAGCCUUGCCUUGCCGCUGUUAGGCACUGGACGGAGGUGCAGCUGGGGGACCCCGGCUCUGCGAUGCCAUGCGGAUGGAGAGCAUCCGUCCGGUGGCUGAACUCUGGACCCUGUAAAUAUGGCAUUGGUUGGAGAUGGGGGUGAAGGGGGGCACCAUGGAGACCCCUGCCACACCUCUCCGAGGGGCUGGCUUGCUGCAGCAGGGGGUCCAAGGCUGGCUGUGGCCCACAGCGGCACCCCGCAGUUGCUUGCUGGCCGGGGGAGCGUGGGGGGCUGUGGCCUCAGUAACCCCCGCUGAAGGAGGCAGGAUGCAGCCAGUCGGGGUCAUUGGAAGAGGGGUUUGGGGUGGGUACCAGAGCUGUCCUGCUGGCACCAUCGAGGGGCUCGGGAUCCUAGCCCAGGACAGGGAGCAAGUGUGCAGGACAGUCCCACCCUCUGCCACGGGUGCGGCCGUGAUCUGGGCUUGGGCUUUGGGGGUCUCCCGGCUAGGCAGGGCCGGAGACAGCGGUGGGCGAAUAUGAGCAUGCAUGUGGGAGCGGGGGGGCUGUAUUGCGGGAGAAAUACCCCCUCCAGGACAGGGUGGGAGCCCGGAGGGAGGGCUCUCGAUUGGUGCUGGGGGAAGGAGGGCAUGGGAGGUUGUAACACUGGGGACCGGGAGAUGGGGAGUCUGUGCCGGAUGAUCAGGGCUGAGUUUUCUUACAUUUCACCCAGACCAGGUGCUAUAACUCGGCCUCCGGCGGUCGGCUACAGGCUCUGGGGCAACAGGGGAGGGGUGAUUAGGGGGUGCUGCUCUGAUCCUCCUUCCCAGCCAUUGCUGGGAGGCUUUGGGGGACAGGCAGGAGGUUGGGCUGUACCCCGAUCAGGUGGUCGCACCCUAAGGCCCUUGGUGCCAUGCUGGGGUGGGAGGGAGGGGGGUUUCCGCGGUCAGAAAUGCCGCGCUCUUGGCAGGGCGGGCGCCCUGCCGCCAGGAGCCCUGGGGCUCCCGGGGGAUCCAGGCAGGGCUGGGGGCUCGCCCCCCGCUUUGUAAAGGCAUCCAUCAGGCACCGCCUGAACCUGCUGGGAUUUUAAAGAAAUAAAGACCUGAAACUUU
Alligator mississippiensis (American alligator) is the source of this 3859-nucleotide messenger RNA. RefSeq names its product phospholipid phosphatase related 3 (gene PLPPR3). Gene Ontology annotation, biological process: phospholipid dephosphorylation; phospholipid metabolic process; signal transduction. Lineage: Eukaryota; Metazoa; Chordata; Crocodylia; Alligatoridae. The record is from RefSeq and is a predicted model, not a curated record. Bases 359 to 2443 code for a protein of 694 amino acids. Gene Ontology annotation, molecular function: phosphatidate phosphatase activity. The transcript has 7 exons.